Messenger RNA from Salvelinus sp. IW2-2015, 3175 nucleotides. Its product is annotated as synaptophysin-like. Gene Ontology annotation, cellular component: synaptic vesicle membrane; presynaptic active zone; synaptic vesicle. NCBI's taxonomy places the organism in Eukaryota, Metazoa, Chordata, Actinopteri, Salmoniformes, Salmonidae. The record is from RefSeq and is a predicted model, not a curated record.
UCCCUCCCGCCUACCGGCUAAUCCUCUUAUCGGCAAGCAGACGGCCAAGAUGGAUGUUGUGAACCAGUUGGUGGCCACCGGACAGUUCACCAUAAUCAAACAGCCUUUGGGAUUUAUGAAAAUCCUACAAUGGAUCUUUGCCAUCUUUGCUUUCUCGACAUGCGGCAGCUACUCUGGCAUGUUCAAGAUGAGUGUGGAGUGUAAAAACCGGUCAGAUAGUGACCUGAGCAUUGAGGUGGAGUUUGAGUAUCCAUUCAGGCUACAUCAGGUGUACUUCGAUGCCCCAACCUGYAAGGGGGGAAACCCUGAGCGUCUGUUCCUGAUCGGAGACUACUCCUCCUCAGCUGGGUUCUUUGUCACCGUCGGUGUCUUCUCUUUCCUCUACUCCAUGGCAGCYCUUUCUGUGUAUGUUUUCAUUCUGGAGAAAUACCGUGAAGGCUGCAAGGGAGCCCAGAUUGACUUCGUUGUGACCUGUGUGUUCACCUUCUUCUGGCUGGUGGCUUCUUCUGCCUGGGCUAAGGGUCUGUCGGAUGUGAAGGCAUCCACUGACCCAGACAAGGUCCUCUUACUGAUCGAGGCCUGCGACGAACCGGAGAACCGCUGCCGUGAAGUCCAUGACCCUGUCGUCUCUGGUCUCAACACAUCUGUGGCAUUUGGCUUCCUGAACCUGAUCCUGUGGGGAGGGAACCUGUGGUUCGUGUUCAAGGAGACUGGCUGGCUAGCAGCUUUCGGAGGCACAUACCCACCUUCCCGGGAGAAAGCGCCUGCCCCAGAGUCCUUCGGCCAGGACGGCUAUGGGCAGGAGGGCUAUGCACAGCAGGGGGAUGCCUAUACCGGCAACCAGGGAGGCUACCAGCCCGACUAUGGCCAGGGUGGCUACACCGAGGGAGGUGGAGACUAUCAGCAGGGGGGAUACGAACAGCAGCCCACCUCCUACGCCAAUCAGAUGUGAGCUGGUCCACCCUAUGGCAGCUGGAAGCUGGGGCCACCAUGUGAUUUAGGAGUGUGGUGUCUGACCACCACCCAUAAUUCCACACUCCUCUGUUUGUCUGUUUGUGCAUCUGUGAGUUGACAAGAGGAGGGAGGGAGGCAGGGAGCGAGGGGUGGAGGAAGGUGGGCUCUUGGAAGGGGAAGUUAUCAACACUGUGUCCCUUGGGAGAGGGUUAUUUUGUUGAGGGGGAAAUGGGUCCUUACUGUAACAUGCUGUUUAUUCUCGUGAUGUAUUUAACUGUAGAAGACAACAGGGGAUUGAUUGACAGUUUGAUCGCACAAGGACAAACUUGAAUACAAAACCAAAACAUGAACAUCAAUCUUCUAAAGGAAUAACACUUACAUGAAGGACAAUAAUGGUAGUAAUAUUUAACGUGGGAGAAUGUAUUUGUCUGUGCUAUGUAAAUAUCAACAUAUUCAUAUAGAAAUGUACACAGUUGAAUAAUUGUGCACUCCAUAUUAGUUGUUAUACAACAAAUGUAGAGAACAGAGUUAUUCAGUUGUAUUUACUUCAGUUCUGUUUAGGAGCUCACAUAGUUCAACCCUCGUCGUUUUUUUAUAUUUAUGUUUUGUGUUUAUUUUAUUUCUCCAUGUGUGUUUCUUCAUAUUUUCAGUUUCAGAAUAGAGUUAUAUAUUUUCUAUUUUCUCAUUGUGCUUUUUUAUUUGUUCAACAUUACUGAGUGAGUUUAACGGCAUAGAGUAGAGAAGAUGUGAUGGCAAAGGAUGAAGACAAAAAAGAAAGCAAAAAGAACGACGAAUUCAGAGAGAGAGUAGAGAAGAAUGAGAGAGGUGUUAGCAGUGCAGAGGUGUUAGCAGUGCAGAGGUGUUAGCAGUGAUUUAUGUAUUCAUUACAACUUGUAUUCAUUGUCUUAUAUUUUCCAUUUAAAUAUUACUCAAGGAUUUAGCUAUGUUUGUUCCAGAGAAUCUCUUAAAAGCUGAAAUGCAAAAAGGAGAAAAUGCAUCUAGGAUAAUGAAAAAGUAGUUAGCAUGGUAAGAAUUGGUAUUCUGCUAAUACUAUGCUGUUCCUAAAAACUGCUGUACGUACUAUGCUAUCAACACUCUUAUUUAAAGAUGAUUUGAGGUUGUGAAGUCAACUGAUGUUAAGGGGAUCAUUAUUUUUAAUGUAGUUUAGAACUUGGCAUCGGAUAGAUUGGGCCCAGAACCUUGUCAUGUUUCGAUCGACUAUUUAUCUAGUCUAGAGAUGAGUCAUAAGACAGAGUUAGUAAUCAUGUUUAUUCACAAUUUAUUUUGGUUAUCUGAUCAAAACGCAUCCAUAUAUUUACAUAGAACUAAAUCAGUWUGGCAAAAUGUGUCAUUUUCAAGACCAUAUACAAGCCAUAGAAAAUAAGUAUUUUUACAUAUUAAUAUAGCCAACUGAGUUGUCCUGAACUGUAUCUUGUUUCCAUGUAAAUAAAAUAUCCUGCAUCCCCGAUCCCCCCACAACCACACAUUCACUCUCAAAAGCAGGUUUACCAUGUGUCUGACUCCUGGAGUUAGGGGAGGGGGGGGGUGCAAGUGGCAAACAAGUGUUACAGUAAUAGUAUGUUUGGCUCAUCAUAAGGUGACAACACAGCACAGUGCAGCUCUGCUAUAUUUUACACAAACUACAGGGACUUCACAUGUUGCAAUGGUCACUCUUUUCAAGGUCAUGUAGAUAGGCUUACCUGCCAUACUGCCAAUCCUUUCUUUGGAUAGAAAACCUGUAUUGCCAAAUGGAAACAGGACAGGGGUGUCUUGAUAGAUAGAUCAAUAGCUUCCACAGUUAUCAUCACAAUUAAAUUGUUUUUCAUCCAUGUUAUUCCAUUAUGCAGUUUUGGAUCCAUACAUAUUUUUUUUAUCAGUCGGUGUAGARGCACCUCACUUUCUCUCCCUUCUCCUGUGUUUUUCUCUAUAUCGUUCUCUCUCUCUUUCUUUCCAUCUCUCUCUCUUGUAGCUCUUAUAAAUAUGCUCAAUGAAAUAUGUAUAGUUAGUCGUUAGUGGUGAAUGAUGUCUUGUGAUACUCUAUGCCUUUGGAUAGUUGUGGUUAUUGUUUAUGAUGUAUUCUUAUUACUAUUUAUGAUAAUGACUAUUACAAUUCAGAGAAAAAAAUAUCCAAGAUUCUCCAGAAUUCUAUUGUAUUUUUAUUUUAUGGAAUCCCUGUGAAACAAAAUCAAAUAAACUUGAAAUUAUUCUGUUGAAGGUUAAA